Molecule: messenger RNA, 1960 nt
Organism: Globicephala melas (long-finned pilot whale)
Lineage: Eukaryota; Metazoa; Chordata; Mammalia; Artiodactyla; Delphinidae
Gene: ACSM3
Product: acyl-CoA synthetase medium chain family member 3
Biological process (GO): fatty acid biosynthetic process; acyl-CoA metabolic process
Cellular component (GO): mitochondrial matrix
Molecular function (GO): fatty-acyl-CoA synthase activity; fatty acid ligase activity
Source: RefSeq, a predicted model, not a curated record
CUUGUCACCAUGCAGAUAUUACUUCGUGCCAAGUAUUUUCAGGGCCUAGCAAUUCCUUGUUCUUUGAGAGCAUUGCAUAAAGAUUAUAGAACAGUAAUCCCUCAGGAUUUCUCCAACUAUGAAUCCAUGAGGCAGGACUUUAAACUAGAGAUUCCAGAGUAUUUCAACUUUGCUAAAGAUGUCCUAGACCAAUGGACCAAUAUGGAAAAGGCUGGAAAGAGACCUUCCAAUCUAGCCUUCUGGUAGAUAAAUGGAAAUGGAGAAGAAGUGAGAUGGAGUUUUAGAAUGGGAUCUUUUUCAAGGAAAUUUGCAAAUAUACUUACAGAAGCCUGUGCCCUGCAAAGGGGAGAUCGAGUAAUUGUGAUUCUGCCCAGGAUCCCCGAAUGGUAGCUUGCAUAUGUAGCCUGUCUGCAAACAGGCUAGUAUUUUAAUCCAGGAACCACUCAGAUGACCCAGAAAGACAUCCUCUACCGACUACCAUCUUCAAAAUCAAAGGGCAUUAUUACCAAUGAUGUUUUAGCUCCAGCAGUAGAUGGUGUUGCAUCUAAAUGUGAAAAUCUGCACUCCAAGAUAAUUGUGUCUCAGAGCCCCAGAGAGGGAUGGGAGAACCUCAAGGAGAUGAUGAAACAUGCCAGUGACAACAACACCUGUGUGAAGACAAAACACAAUGAGACGAUGGCCAUUUUCUUCACCAGCGGAACAAGCGGAUCUCCUAAAAUGACCGGACACACCCACAGCAGUUUUGGUUUAGGAUUAUCUAUAAACGGAAGGUUCUGGCUGGAUUUGACCCCUUCGGAUGUCAUGUGGAAUACCUCAGACACAGGCUGGGCAAAAUCUGCAUGGAGUAGUGUUUAUUCUCCACGGAUCCAGGGAGCAUGUGUACUUGCACAUUAUUUGCCACGGUUUGAGCCAACUUCCAUCUUACAAACACUUCGCAAGUUUCCCAUCACAGCCUUCUGUUCAGCACCAAUUGCAGAUAGAAUACUUGUGCAGAAUGAUAAGACCAGAUAAGAAAGAAACUAUAAGUUCAAGAGCUUAAAGCACUGUGUAAGUGCUGGGGAGUCAGUCAACUCUGAAGUGACUGAACAAUGGAGAAAGACAGGUCUGGAUAUCCACGAAGGAUAUGGACAGACUGAAACGGUACUAAUCUGUGGAAAUUUUAAGGGAAUGAAAAUUAAGCCUGGCUAUGGGAAGCCUUCUCCUGCUUUUGAUGUUAAGAUUUUAGAUGUAAAUGGCCCACCUAGACAAGGAGAUAUUGGCAUUUGAGUUCUACCUAACCGACCAUUUCGCCUUUUUACACAUUAUGUGGAUAAUCCUACAGAAACAGCUUCAACUCUAUGAGGCAAUUUCUAUAUCACUGGGGGGGGCUAUAUGGAUGAGGAUGGACAUUUCUGGUUUGUUGCAAGAGUGGAUGAUAUCAUAUUAUCCUCUGGUUACUGAAUUGGACCGUUUGAGAUAGAAAGUGCCCUGACUGAGCAUUCUGCACUUGCAGAGUUAGCUGUCGUCAGCAGUCCAGACCCCAUCAGAGGAGAGGUAGUAAAGGCUUUUAUUGUUCUGAACCCUGAUUAGAAGUCAAACGAUCAAGAACAACUGAAGAAGGAGAUUCAGGAGCAUGUAAAAAGAGCUACAGCACCUUACAAACAUCCCAGGAAGGUAGAAUUUACUCAAGAGCUGCCAAAGACUAUUAGUGGGAAGAUAAGAAAUGAACUGAGGAAGAAAGAAUGGGAAACAAUUUAAAUUCAUUACUUAUCAUGGUAUCUAUAAAAUAAGGCUCUGUAAAACCACAAGAUUAUGAAAAGGUGAUUUCAAAAUGUGACAGUAUGCUUAUAAACUAAUUGAUUUAAAAUAUCUUGUGGUUAUAACAUCAUAGGCUGAAUUCUGAACUAAAAUAUUCAGUAAAUUCCUCUGCAUUAGUGUCAAUGUUCUUAUAAUUUGGCAAUAUAAACAGAAUACCAUCAGC